CAGGAGUCGUGCCGGGCACCUGCCUGCCGCCCGGCUCCGCACAGCCGCCGCGCCCAGCGCCGGCCCCGGGGUCCGGGAGCCCCGGGACGCCUCCGGCUGCGCCCGCCAGCGCUGCCCCGCCGGCACGGACCCCGCGCCCGCCGAGGUUUUUUAGAGCACCUCAGAUGACAUCCUAAAUGGAUGAUUAACUUCACAAUGGCAGAACUCACACUUGAGAAUGGCAGCUGUAUGGACUGGCAAAAGCGAUGCCUUGCGUUGGAGUCCCAGCUCUUCAAAUUCCGCUUGCAGGCAAGCAAGAUCCGAGAGCUGUUAGCUGAGAAGAUGCAGGAAUUGGAGCAGAGAGUGAUAGAAGCAGAGCAAAGAGCUGAGGAUGCAGAGAAACAGGUCAGAGUUAUGGAAGAGAAGAUAAAACUAGCCAAUGUGAAUACUUGUGAAUCGGACAGCACCCUGCAGAGGAAAUACCAAGACCUGAUGGGCACAGUGCAAGGAAAAGAGGAUCUGAUCAGCAGAUUGGAGACACAGCUAGCAAAACAGAAACAGCUGAGGACUGAAGAAGCCAAAAUUGUUCAAGAGAAAGCUGCCAAAAUCAAAGAAUGGGUAACGUUUAAGCUCAGGGAGCUGGAGCUAGAGAAUUACCACCUAAAAAACUGUAAUCAGAGGCUGAUGGAGCAAAUUGAAGCCCUUCAGGAUACAUUGCAAGAUAUGACCAGCAUUCCUCCCUUUGAAUCUCUUUGGAACUGUAAUUCCCUGAAGCCCAGAGCAUCACAGGCCUCUUUUGCUGAGAAGAUAGACCAGAAAUCUGUGCUCCUUGCACCUGGUUUCAGAGAGUUGUGUCAGACAGGACCUACCAAGCAUGUCCUUUCUUCAGCAAAUACAGUCCCUGCCAAUGACAUGUUUACUGAGAAUGGAGAGGAUAAAUCUCUGCUUCCCCAGAGUAAGCUGAAGCUCAUGUCUGACCCAUCAAGCUGGAAUCUCUCCACAGAGGAAGAUGUAUUCCCUGAGCACAGUUUAGGGUGCUCUGAUCCUGUAUCAGUGGACUCUCCAGCUGAGACAACAAGAAUUCUUGAGGCUUUGACCUUUCAGUCAUCUUUGAAAGAAAACUGUAGUGCUGUGAGCACCUUGAAACAAGUGGGUUUCGAUGGCAUUCGCUUCUCUGAUGAUCUGAGUGCCAGAUUCCACUCCCGCCAGCUUGACUCCUCUUCCUCAGGAGAAAUAAUGAGCAUGCUUGAGGGCCAUCUCCAAACUGCUGAACCAUCCCUGGUUGUGUCAACAUCAGCUGUUACAGCCCAUUCCUCCUGUGCAGGGAGGGAAUGCAGCCUUGGGAGUAGUAUGACCUUUCCAAAAAUACGAACACCCAAUACACCAAGAGACAGUAUCCAACUGGCCAAGAGACAUCACAGCCAACCACAGCCAGGGGCCAAUUCUUUCCAUCGUGUAAUGCACUUAGAGACUAGCACUUUCCAGCCCAUAACAGACCCUCCAGUCUGCCAUGGGCUUGUGGAGGAGACAGAUAUUGAUGAUGAUGGAGUGUUGGAGAAGAUGGAUACAGAAUGUGGACUGCUGAGGGAAGAAGCUGGAGCAUGUGAGGAAAUAUACCACUUACCUGCAGGGCAGAAAGAAGCUGUGAGUUCUGAGGCUGGCAUACUCGACCCAGGUGGUAAACCUCCAACACCACCGCUGCACAGAUUCCCAUCAUGGGAGAGCCGAAUCUAUGCUGUGGCAAAGUCUGGCAUGAGGUUGUCUGAAGUGGCCAUGGUGAAUGAUACCUCCAGAUGCUUUUCCAAUUUCUCGUGUUCAACUUCUGGGCCAUUUACCUGUCUCAUCUACAGAAAUGUCACUGUGCCAGUCUACACUACGCUGAAGGGGAGAGCCACACAGAUCAGCAACGUGCCUUUUGUAGACGAAUCUUCAGGAUCUGAUGAUGACUGUGGCUCCCAUGCCAGCUUAAGGACUUCCACUGCUGGAUCUGAGAACAAGAAAGCUAGCAUGCCAGGCAGCCCUCGUGCAGUGAAAAGAGGUGUAUCUAUGUCCUCACUGAGCUCUGAGAGUGACUAUGCCAUCCCUCCUGAUGCCUAUUCCUUGGAUGAUGACUAUUCAGAGCCAGAACAUAAGCUACAGCGAACAUCUUCCUAUUCCACUGAUGGUGGAAUCUGCACUGAACCCAUGGAGAAAUCAGGUUACUUGCUCAAAAUGGGCAGCCAGGUAAAGAUGUGGAAGAGACGAUGGUUUGUUCUUCGAAACAGACAAAUCAUGUACUACAAGUCUCCGAGCGAUGUUAUCCGCAAACCACAAGGGCAAAUGGAGCUGAAUUCCUCAUGCCAAAUUGUCAGAGGUGAAGGGUCCCAAACAUUCCAGCUUGUGACAGAAAAGAGGACCUACUUCCUGACAGCAGACUCGCCCAACAUCCUGGAAGAAUGGAUUCAUGUCCUACAGAGUAUCCUGAGAGUACAAGUGACCAGUCCUGUUGGUGUUCCUCAUAGUGAUGAUAAACCUACUGUGAAAGGUUGGCUAACCAAGGUCAAGCAUGGUCACUCUAAGCUGGUCUGGUGUGCACUGAUUGGAAAAACUUUCUACUACUAUCGAAAUCAUGAAGAUAAGUGUCCCCUAGGGCAUCUGCCUAUGCGUGAGUCCAAAGUGGAAGAAGUAGACCGUUCCUGUGACUCUGAUGAGGAUUAUGAAGCCACUGGUGGAGGACUUCUCUCAUCCCACUGUACACUGGUGAUUCACCCACAGGACCAGAGUCCCACAUACUUACUCAUCCGCACCAAACAGGAGAAGAAUACCUGGCUGUACCACCUGACCGUUGCAGCUGGUAGCAGAAAUACCACAGUGGGCACAUCAUAUGAGCAACUCAUUGGAAAACUACUGGAUGCAGAGGGAGACCCUAGUUCUCCUCUGUGGAAACAUCCUAUGUUGUGCUACAGUAAAGAUGGGUUGCACACAUCCCUCACCACUCUGCCAUCAGAGGCUCUACAGACCGAAGCUCUGAAACUUUUUAAGUCCUGUCAGCUGUUCAUCAAUGUUCCGGUGGAGGCAUCCUCUAUUGAUUACCACGUGUCACUCGCCCAGACAGCACUGCAGGUCUGCUUGACACAUGCUGAGCUGCAGAAUGAAAUUUACUGUCAGCUUGUUAAACAGACCAGCUGCCGACAACCCCAGAACCACUCAGUCAUUCAGUGCUGGCAACUCCUCGCUUUAUGUGCUCCUCUAUUCCUGCCUCAACAUCACUUCCUCUGGUACAUCAAACAGCACUUGCAGCGACAUGCAGACCCCAGGAGUGAAAUAGGCAAGUACGCCAUCUACUGCCAGAGAUCAGUAGACCGCACGGUGCAGGCUGGAGAGCGGGAAGCCAAGCCCUCCCGGAUGGAGAUUGUGUCCAUCCUGCUAAGAAAUCCCUACCACCACUCACUCCCCUUCAGCAUCCCAGUGCACUUCAUGAACGGAACCUACCAGGUUAUAGGUUUUGAUGGUUCUUCAACAGUUGAUGAAUUCAUCCAGCGACUCAAUCAGGAGACAGGAAUGAGGAAGCCAUCCCACAUGGGAUUUUCUCUCUUCACAGACGAUCCUUCUGGCAGGAAUCUGGAACAUUGUUUGCAGGGCAACAUGAAGAUCUGUGAUGUCAUUUCUAAAUGGGAACAAGCCUUAAAAGAAUUGCAUCCUGGGAAAUAUGAAGGUGGCACAAGAAUUGUAAAGUUGACCUAUAAGAACAGACUAUAUUUUCGGAGCCAGGCCAAAGGUGAGACAGACCGUGAGCGGUUGCUACUGGCCUUCCAAGUCAGCAAUGAAAUAGCCAAUGGAAGGUUUCCUGUUAAUAAGGAAUUAGCUCUGGAAAUGGUGGCCCUGAUGGCUCAGGUGGAAUAUGGGGAUUUGGAUCGAUCAGGAUCUUCAAGUCCUGGGGGAACAUCACAAUUGAAAAUGCAGCAUCUUCUCCAUCAGGUCUUAGAUAAAUUCUACCCCAAACACUACAAGCAAAACAUUACUCCUGAACAGCUCAGGCAACUGAUAGACAGGCUGGCGAUGAAGUGGAUGGUGCUGCAGGGAUGCUCUCCACCAGAAUGCAUUCGAAUUUAUUUGACGGUGGCCCGGAAAUGGCCUCUCUUUGGAAGCAAAAUAUUUGCUGCAAAGCCUAUUUUGCCUUCCUCAUUGGAAGACUGUCCAGUCUGGAUAGCUGUGAAUGAAGAUGGUAUCAGCAUACUGGAUUAUAACACAAUGCAUUUGAAGGUUUCUUAUUCAUACUCCUCUGUGCUGACCUUUGGAGGCUGUCGAGAUGACUUCAUGAUUGUAGUCAGUCAAAUGAAAGAAAAAAGUUCUGGAAAAAACAGCACUGAAAAACUCCUCUUCACAAUGGCAGUUCCUAAGAUUGUUGAAGCAACACUUCUUAUUGCCAGCUACAUUAACUACCGCUCAUCACCUUCACUCCUGUCUUCGACACAGCCCUCCCAAAGCGAAACACCUGCUAAGAAGCUCUGGGAGACUGAAAAUCGGUGCUUUUCUCCUUCUGUGCCCCGAAGCACUAAGGGUCCCACCCUGCUCUGAGGGCUCAUUCCAAAUGAGCUAUGUUUCUUCUGGUUACACACCACUACUUUAAUGUGGACUUUGAUUCCUUUUCCAUAAUAAUAGACAAAGUUCCUUAGAGGUAGAGGCAGUGGCCUUUCUCUUGGGGGAAAAAAAAAGUUGUUUUGGGGGACUGUGCAGGAGUUUCCUUUCCAUGACACACUCCAUCCAAAAUACCAUGCCUCAGGUCAUUUACCUGCACAGUGCUCCAGUCACAUUACAUCUGCUCUCUUUCCUUAUACUGAUUAUUCCAUCUCGUACCUGCUUUGCUUUAGAAACACAUACAUUUUCGUAGAUCCCUCACAUUUUCAGCUUGCAGAAGAGAGAAACUUUCCAAGUCCUUGCUCCAGACAUGAAAAAAGACAUUAUUGAGAAUGAAGAGGAACUAAACUGACAAGAAUAAUUCCGAUGCAAGUCAAGGGUGAUUUUAGACCUGAAAUAGGGAGUAUAGGAUUAGAGUUCAGUGGUACUUAAGAAUGUUUUCAACUUUAAACAAAGGUGAAAACCUAGUGUCUUUACAUGUUGAGGACUCAGAACAACUGAGACUAGAACAGUGUCAGAGGAUGUCAGCUCCUACAGGACUGAUGCAUUUCAGAAGUUGAACCUGUUCUACGCAAUAGAUGAACACUAAAAUGAUGCUGCAGGGCUGAAUGUGUCAUAUGCUCCACUGUCAGACAAGCACUUUCUGCUAAUCACUGUUGUAGAUGCGGUUGAAACUGCACAUUUUCUCAGACAAGGGAAGACAAGACAAGCAAAUUUUGUACUUUUUCUGUCUUUCAGCAACUAGAACAGAUCUUGUUCCCAAACAAGCUCUGCAAUUCUGACUUGACAGAAGCUGCUCCUUUCAAACUCUUGCUUCCUUCAUGCUACCAUAAGCAAGGAGGAGGUAGUCAGCAAAUGUGUACUCAAGUACUGUUCUUCUGACUUUCCUAAAGAAUUGUGGUAGGUUUAAUUUUUUUAUCUGUUUCAAAGGGAUUUUGCUAUGAGAAGGUUAUCGAACUUUAAACAAGUAAAAGAAAAAUAGUAAUUCUUCGUGAAAAAUCUAAAUUUACAUAGCUUGAGUUCAGCUCUUUUGAUAAGCCUUAUAAAAAAAGCUAAGGAAGAAUAACUGCACUUUCAAAAGUACCAUGUGCAACUUCAUAAUAAUUAUGCAUUCCUGGGCAACUUUCCCAAAUUAAAACAGUGUGAACCCAACCACUAGAAUGAAUUCAGUAAUAGCAAAACGAAAGCUAUGAACAAAGCAAAUGAACAAACCACCCAUACCAGUGUUUUUAGUACCUGCCACCAACAUCCAACUAAUGCACACAAGGGAGCUGAUACAGCAAGAAGUUUUUGUUUCAUGCUUAGGUGGUAGCAAAGGCACGAGUUAGGAUUAUGGGACAGACAAAAAUUGGGUUUUUGUAAUAUGAAAAAAAAAUAUAUAAAAAUCCCCAAACAAACAAAAUCCCAACCCCAAAUCACCCUAUGGUGGGUUACGGAAACACUACGGCAGACAUAAGACAGGAAAAGAUUGUAUGAAGAGUGACCUGAUUUGCACAUACUGUAAUGUAACCACUUGUUAUGAAUUUAAAGACCAUCCCUUGAAGGUACAGAAAAGGGUAGAAGCUUUCUGAGCCAAAAAUAAUUUUAAGAAGGUACUUAGUCUUUUUUGUUUUCCCUUACUUAAGUGACUAUAUCUCCUGAUAGUAGUUUGUGUUUCCUCUCUCUCUCACACACACAGUGAUCUCAGUAUAGCUCUGUCAGUUUGAAUACAUGAAGUGUUACACCUCCUCACUCAAUCACCUGUGCCUAACAAGUUCUCCUGUACCUGAAGGUCUGUUUGGCAGUCUGCUUCUGCGAUCCCCCCAGUGACAAAGCUGCUUUAGAACAGGCUGAAGGUGUGUGGUGUCCUAGCUGUCAUCAGUGCCAGAGAUGUUCAAGGCAUAGAAGUCUCCAGUUCACAGUUCAGAGGCUGUACUUCCUUAUAGUGUUAACACUCAUGUCCUCAGAGAUUUGUACCAGGGCAAACAGGAAGCAGAGAUGUUAAAUAAACAGGAGCUGUCCUGAAGCUCAUUAUUUUCUACCAUAACUGCACUUUAAACUGAGAAGCAUGACAUAUAGAACUUCUUUUCCUUCCUUAUUUCUUAAAAAUAUUCACGAAUACUUGAGUAUUUCAGGGACCACCCCACUCUGAUGGAUGCACAUACCCCUCCUAUUUAUAGCUUACCUGUCCUCAAACAAACAACCCACCCUGUGGAGAUAUCUAUUUUGUAUGAUUCUUUGGUAGAGAAAACAGUUUUUUAUUUUAAUCAAUGCUUUUGAUGCAGCAUAGAAUGAGAUGACAAAAGCCUUUCUUUUCCUAACUGCUGUGAGUAUAUAAAAGGCUGCCUGGAAUAUACUGUGAGAUUUCUGUUUGUUCUUAAUAAAAUGCAGCUAUCAUGAAUUAAA
Molecule: messenger RNA, 6981 nt
Organism: Myiozetetes cayanensis
Lineage: Eukaryota; Metazoa; Chordata; Aves; Passeriformes; Tyrannidae
Gene: PLEKHH1
Product: pleckstrin homology, MyTH4 and FERM domain containing H1
Exons: 29
Coding region: 181-4536 (1451 amino acids)
Cellular component (GO): cytoskeleton
Source: RefSeq, a predicted model, not a curated record